AUGGGGUAUAUAAACAUCAAUAGAAACUUGACUCGUCAUUUUAGUGCCGCUUCUGAAUUCAUAUCGUCGCUUUUUGGUAUUGUCGGUGUUAUCGGUUCACUUUUGGUUCUGUUGGAGUUACAUU
Molecule: messenger RNA, 124 nt
Organism: Ambispora leptoticha
Lineage: Eukaryota; Fungi; Glomeromycota; Glomeromycetes; Archaeosporales; Ambisporaceae
Source: the annotation of a GenBank genome assembly